This is a messenger RNA of Drosophila willistoni, 2751 nucleotides long. RefSeq names its product endoplasmic reticulum metallopeptidase 1. Gene Ontology annotation, molecular function: metalloexopeptidase activity. Bases 114 to 2747 code for a protein of 877 amino acids. NCBI's taxonomy places the organism in Eukaryota, Metazoa, Arthropoda, Insecta, Diptera, Drosophilidae. The transcript has 9 exons. The record is from RefSeq and is a predicted model, not a curated record. Gene Ontology annotation, biological process: proteolysis.
ACAAUACGUCUGAUAACUACCAAAUUAUAGUCAAAUUUUGUAUAAAAGGAACUGAAUUUCUAUGAGGGCCGAGUAGUUCUACCAGAGGAAAGAUCGUGUAAGGGUCGAUUACAAUGGGCGACAAGGACAAACUUAUUAACGAAGAAAGUAUUGAGGAAGGCUCCUCUACUUCGAUUCCAAAGAAAGUGGCUAAGAAAGUAGUUAAGUCGCAACUGCCUUGGUAUUUCGGCACAGGCUCCCUGCUGUUCUGGGGCCUACUUUUCUUUUCUAUUGUGGUACCACUAUUCUACCGCCUGCCCACUCCUUUGACCAUCAAUGACUCAAACAAGGGUGUCUUUAUUGCUGAACGAGCCUACAAUACCCUUUCUGGCUUUGCCAGUAUUGGUACAAAAGUGGUUGGUAGUCAAGGAAACGAGGUGGAUACCGUGCAGUACCUGUUAAACCAGUUGGCCAUAAUCAAAGAGGAAAUUUUGGAUGACUUCUUCGAUUUGGAAAUUGAAGUACAGAAACCGACAGGGGAAUAUAUUUACAUGACAAUUGUGAAUCGGUAUCAGAGUAUUCAGAAUAUUGUUGUUAAACUGAGUCCCAAGAACUCGACAAGCGAAACCUAUCUCCUAGUCAACAGUCAUUUUGAUUCCCAGCCAACGAGUCCUUCCGUAGGAGAUGCUGGCCAUAUGAUUGUAUCGAUUCUAGAAGUCCUAAGAGUUAUUGGUUCGACAAGACAGACAUUCACUCAUCCCAUCGUUUUCCUGCUGAACGGAGCUGAGGAGAACCCAUUGCAGGGUUCCCAUGGAUUUAUUACCCAACACAAAUGGGCACCGUUCUGCAAAGCCGUCAUUAAUUUGGAUGCAGCUGGUAGUGGUGGUCGCGAAAUUCUCUUCCAGACAGGUCCUGACAGUCCCUGGUUAGUUGAUUAUUAUAAAAAAAAUGCUAAAUAUCCAUUUGCCACUACUAUGGCAGAAGAACUUUUCCAAACUGGUUUGCUACCCUCUGAUACCGACUUUCAAAUCUUUAACGCUUAUGGCUCUCUAGUUGGUUUCGAUAUUGCCCAAGUUAUCAAUGGUUAUGUUUACCAUACCCUAAACGAUCGCAUUGAUGUGAUUCCUCUAGGAGCUCUGCAAAACACUGGUGACAAUCUGCUCAGCCUAGUUCGUGCUCUUUCUAAUGCCACAGAACUGUUUAAUCCUGAGGCCUAUGAAACUGGACAUGCUAUUUUCUUUGAUGUCCUCGGACUGUUUUUCGUGUCCUACUCGGCUACCAACGCUGUCUAUUUCAAUUAUGCCGUAGCUGCAGCUACUAUCCUUCUUGUCUUCCUUUCUCUGUGGCGCAUUGCUGUCAAAUCAAACAUCACCCUGGAGUCUGCCUUGCUGUGGGGUAUCGUCGUGCUGGUUAUUCAAGUCAUAGGAUUUGUCCUCGGAGUGGCUCUGCCCAUUGUGGUGGCCUAUGUCAUGGACAAAUAUGGCCUAUCCCUUUCGUACUUCAGCCACCCCAUCCUACUGAUUGGUCUAUAUGUCUGCCCCAGUCUUCUUGGAUUGAGUUUGCCCGCCUACAUUUACUUCAAACUCCAACGUAAUCCCAAAAUUCCCUAUCCGUCUCAAAUUCAAUUGGCUUUGCAUGGCUAUGCUGUUGUACUAGCCGUUCUGGCCAUUGCUCUCAAUUACUAUGGACUGCGUACAACUUAUGUUUUCACCUGGACUCUGAUCUUCUAUGUCAUUCCUUUGGCAUUGAAUCUACUGCUUACCUUGCAAGAUCGCGGCUACGCCUGGACUGCACUGCUUAAGAUCGCCCAAGUCUUCCCCUUCUUGUACAACAGCUACCUUUUCUACACAUUCAUUGCUGCACUAACUCCAAUGAUGGGUCGCUAUGGCGCCUCGACUAAUCCAGAUCUUUAUGUUUCUGUACUGGCUUCCUUGGGAUCCUUGCUAAGUUUGGGUUUCCUGAUUCUCCUUGUGAACAUUUACCGUCGUCCCAGCCUGGUGUUCUUGGUUCUAUUGGCAAUUAGUGGUGUGACGAUUUACGCGGCUACUUCCACUCAAGUCGGUUUCCCCUAUCGUGCUAAGACCAACGUGCAACGUGUGCCCUAUCUGCAAGUGCGCCGUACUUUCUACGAAUAUGACGGCACUGUGAGCAAAGAUGAGUCCGGCUAUCUUUUCAAUUUCCAAGAUCGUCGUAAGCAGGUUCCUUUUGAGGACUAUGUCAAUCUCACUGGAAUUGUUAGCCUGGAAGACGAUUGUGAUAAAUACAUGUUUUGUGGUGUUCCGCUAUACGACGACCGAUGGUAUAGUAGACGAUUGCAAGCUAUGUGGUUGCCCCGCGAAGAACCAAUCAUUCCACCAUCCAUACCAAGCCUGGAGCUCCUGAGUAAGACUGUUUUGUCCGACAAUACGACAGUCCGUUUGGAAUUCAAUCUAACUGGUCCGGAUCAUAUAAGUGUGUUUGUUCAACCCUAUGAGGAUGUGGCAAUUGGAAAUUGGUCGUUUAUCCGGACAAUGCUUGACGAUCCUACCACAUAUCCUGCUCCUUAUCACAUUUACUCCUCAUACGGCUCAAACGAUGCUCCGUUAAAUUUCUUCCUAGAACUGGAGAAACCAGAUGGUGACUUUGAUGUCCCACUCCUCCAGUUAGGAAUUUCAGGACACUUUAUUGGCAAUGAGGGGGACAAGCAGGCCAUUGAGUUUGCAGACUCAUUCCCACCAUUUUCGGCUUUGGUAGAAUGGCCAGCCUCCUAUCAUCGUUACAUUUACUAAAAUA